CAGAAAAUCUAGAACAUCAAACUGUUUCCAAAACUGUUAUUUCUGAACAAUUAGUUGUUAAGAAGAAUGACAGAAAAAUUGGUAAUAUAUAUAAAAGAGAUCCAUUGGACAUUUUGCCAACUCGAACUGAGAAUCAUAUAAAUUAUAGAAUUGGCCAAAGAGCAAGUACAAAAUCUAGAACAUCGACCUUUUCUAAACAAUCAGUAUUAGUUGAAAAUUAUAUGGUUAAAAAUGUAGACGAUGAAGAAAAUUAUAUAAUUUUUAAAGAAGUAAAAUAUACUAUUAAGAAAUUUUGCGAAUAUCCACGUGAAGUAAACAACAGAUUUAGAAUAAAAGUGAAAGAUAUGUUAAACAUAGUUCAAAAAUUACAAAAAGAUAUAGAAGAAUUGGAAAAUUUUUAUUGGUAUAUAGAUUUUGGAAGGCUUAUAAAUCAUGGUGAU
Racocetra persica is the source of this 440-nucleotide messenger RNA. The record is from the annotation of a GenBank genome assembly. Lineage: Eukaryota; Fungi; Glomeromycota; Glomeromycetes; Diversisporales; Gigasporaceae.